AUGGCCUCAAUCUCUCGCCAGAACGUUCUUCAAAAGCUUCAGAACCAGACCUUGCAUAUCAAAGGACUUCAUUCGUCUUUCCGCAACUGGCCAUUCCAAGUGAACUCUUACGUGGACCAAGUUCGGUAUGAUGUAAACUACAUGGUGACGCGGUACGGUACAUUGGGAUUUGGUCGUUUCCCCCACCAUCCUAAGCUCCAUAAGCUGCUGCAGGGUGACUAUGGCCUUUUCGGAGCAACAUGGUGGCCGAACGCUAGCUAUGAAGGCUUGCUUAUUGCUACGUAUCUCUCGCUAUGGUUAUUCAUGUGGGACGACGAGCUGGAUUCCGACGUCGGGAGUUUGGCCGGCGACUUCGAGCUUGGGCAGGAAUACCGCGCGGAAACACUUGACUUUGUGAGGAGUCGAUUGGGUCUAGAUGAAUCCAAGACUUUGUGGCAAAGCAGCAACGAGGUCAUUAAUAGCUUUGAUGUUAUCGGUGACGCUUUGCGCGAGUCAUGCAGUCGCGAUCAGCGAGAGAGAUUCCUACAUGAAUUUCGAUUUUUUAUGGAUAAAUCAGAGACAGAACAAGCCCUGCGGUUAAAGGAGGAUUUGGUGACAGUGGACGAGUUCUCGAGAUAUCGUCUCGGCACUAGUGCAGUCCGAGUUGUGCUGGCUAUCAAUGAAUUCUGCAAUGGCACCCAUCUGCCCCCCGAGGUGACUGAUGACCCAGAGUUUGACAAGCUGUGGGAUCUGACCAAUGUGAACAUCUGCAAUGUAAACGAUCUCUUGUCCGUUAAGAAAGAAAUUGCACAAGGAUCCGCCGAAAGCUUGGUCCCGAUUUUAUUUGCAGAACUGGGAUCUGCCCAGAAAGCAGUGGACCAAGUUAUGCACACAAUCCGGCUUACGAUCAAAGAAUUUGACAUCUCAGCUAAGAGGCUUCGAAUGCGGCAUUCCAACAACCGCGAAGUGGCUCAAAUGCUCGACAGCUUUAUUCUCGGGUGCAAGUAUUAUUGCACUGGCAAUCUGUCGUGGAGCAUGUCAACUGGGAGAUAUGGGGUUUAUCAAGACCUUGAAUCGGAAGACAUUGUUAUCACUCUAGGCGAUGUGCCUGCACGGAAGUAA
Messenger RNA from Penicillium lagena, 1101 nucleotides. RefSeq names its product terpene synthase family protein. The transcript is spliced from 9 exons. The coding region runs from base 1 to 1101 and encodes 366 amino acids. The record is from RefSeq and is a predicted model, not a curated record. Lineage: Eukaryota; Fungi; Ascomycota; Eurotiomycetes; Eurotiales; Aspergillaceae.